Messenger RNA from Klebsormidium nitens, 1578 nucleotides. NCBI's taxonomy places the organism in Eukaryota, Viridiplantae, Streptophyta, Klebsormidiophyceae, Klebsormidiales, Klebsormidiaceae. The record is from the annotation of a GenBank genome assembly.
CUUCAAGUUCAAUGUGGCUUCUUUGCAGAGAAGGCGAGAACGCGCUCUGUCCUCUGGCAGUUGCUUCGGAAGAUUUGUGCACUGCAGCUGUCUCCAUCAGAAAGGUGAUCGAGAAGCAAGAAUGCCUGAAAGAGCAAGCCGGGCCAAGAGCUAUGCGCAUUUGAAAGGGGCUGAUCAAAGAGGACGUUUUUAGGUGUAUUAACCAAGGGUGCCCAGAUUUGGAUUAGACCCCUUCGACAAGUAGCGACUCGCGAUUUUCGGACUUUGCAGAAAUUCCUUAAGCCCAGUAGAGAGUGGAAAGGCCUAUGCCAACCUGAGAGAAAACUUCUUUGUAGUAUCCAAAGUCAGCUUGCAAAGUCGGAAGUGUGAAGCGUUGACAUGUCAGCAAGUACCUGUGCCCGGGGGGGGCUUGCUUCCUGCAGCAACCGGGUGCAUGGCACACAAGCAAGAACCGACAAGCCGGAUGGGUUGCCCUCCCUCCGGCAUCCUCUGAGGAUCCAUUUCGCCACACACUCCGGCCUCAAGUGUCUGCACUUCCCCAGAAACCCCGAACCCCCACACUCUGUCUCCGGAAAGCAUUCCCCAGCACAGGCCAGCACUGGGCGCAAGGCUGCAAAGCCCAAGCCUGAGGUCGCGGAAGCGGCGCUAGAGGAGGACCGGCCCCCUAGGUCCUUCUGGGAGAAGCUAGUUGCGGCGUUUGAGAUCUUCUUCCCCCCAGCCCAGGUCCAGGAGGCCCCGCGGCAGCGCGCAAAGCAGCGGCUGCGAAUGAUUCUGGUGGCCGACCGCUGCAGCGUGUCGCCCACGUCGGUGUCGCAGAUCAAGAAGGCGAUCGUGGAGUCGCUGUCCAACUUUGUGGAGAUUGAGCAGGAGGACAAGGUGGACCUGAACAUCACGACGGAUCCCAAUCUGGGGACCAUCUACAGCGUCAGCGUGCCGGUCCGGCGGGUGAAGCCCGAGUUCGACAUCCAGACCGAGUACGAGAACAAGGAGUUUUACUUUGACAGUGACGGCGAGCAGAUUCGGUCGUUCGAUCUGAGCUUUGAAGACAUGCAGCCGGAUGUUGUGGGGUCAAAGGACGGCGCUAGUGUGCCAGCGCCAAAGUUGCCGGACGCAGUGCAGCGACGGAGAGGGCCCGUGUUGCCUGAUGCACCAUUCGUGGAUGGCAGGGGGCCGCCUGAUGGGCCUACUUGAGUUUCGAUUUUCAGUUAGGACUGUACAUUAUUGUAGUGACGUAGAAUUAGCCACUGCAUGUUUGACGUUUCCUCACCGGGAACAUGCUCGGGGAACAGGGGACACGCUUGGGUAGUCGAUGAAUGGUGCAAUCGAACAGUUUACAAGGAUGUGCUUCUCUAGCAAGCGAAGUGUCUGCCACUUCAAAAGACAGACUAGCUUGGUACCUGAUGAUGUAAACAGGAGGUCCGUGCUCAAAAAAUGAAGCCCGGGCACACACCCAGACUGAGUACCGGGGUAGUCUACAGGAAAGAUUGCUCUUAAAGUGGGCGUCCGAUUUCAAAGCUCCGGAAAUGCCUACUCCGUGCAUCUGAGUCCUUUUUCAACGGACCCGAUUGCAAGUUCGGC